UGUAGACGGGGGCUGCCCACUGGCGAUGCAGACUGGCCGUUUGCGAGCGAUCGUCGCUGCGGUGGAGCAUCUUCACAUGCCGAGGACCUUUUCUGUCUGAUUUUUGGGUCGUUCAACUAGUUCGUCCGGAGCGAUAUUAAAGCCGCCUUCCUCCCCCACGGGGUGUGCGAAUCCAGAGUCCAUCGUCUGUCGCUAUUGCCAUCACGAUGAAUCCCAAAGACUCGAUCAAGUCGACCUGGCGCACUCAGCCCAAGGGCGAGUGGACCAUCGCCCACUGGAUGCUGGAGAUCCUCGGGAUCCACUCCGUCAACCUCGACCAGGACGUUCCGGUCCACGCCAAAGAGGAAAAGGUGCCUCAUCUGCCUGAAUGGUACACGCAUCGCUGGGUGCUCGUGCACUCCUUCAUCCCGCUGCUGCUCCAUCACGCCUACGUCUCCUAUACCGGCCGCAACUUCAGCGUCAUCUUUGCCUUUUUCUUCUACAGCAUGUCGUUCAAGCUCAUCGCCAUCCACGAACUGCACUCCCUCCGUCGACUCGGCCACAUCUACGGCUUCCUCGACGGCGACAAACACGCCCGUGAUGGUGUCCCUGAUGUGGGUGUAGCCAAAGUCGUCCGUUCCCUCAUCUCGACCUCGACCGUCCGGCCCAUGUUCUCCGUCUUCCUCGCCUACCGCGUCUCCAAGACCCCCGACACCAUCAGUUGGCUCUGGCUGCCCCUCGAGAUCGGUCUCUACGGCAUUGUCCUCGACUUCUGGUUCUACUGGUACCACCGCGUCAUGCACGACUUUGACAGUAUGUGGAAGUACCACCGCACCCACCAUCUCACCAAACACCCCAACCCCCUCCUCACCCUGUACGCCGACACGGAGCAAGAAAUCUUCGACAUCGCCGGCAUCCCUCUUAUGACCUACUUCAGCCUCAAGCUGAUGGGCCUCCCCAUGGGCUUCUACGACUGGUGGGUAUGCCACCAAUACGUCAUGUUCGCCGAAGUGGCCGGUCACAGUGGUCUGCGCCUCCACACAUCGCCCCCCAACACUCUCAGCUGGCUGCUGCGCAUGUUCAACGCCGAGCUCAUCAUCGAAGACCACGACCUCCACCACCGCAAGGGCUGGAAGAAGAGCCACAACUACGGCAAGCAGACCCGUCUCUGGGACCGCAUUUUCGGAACCUGCCACGAGCGUAUCGAGUGUCCGCCAGAGAAUAUCGACUAUGAAAACACGGCCAGCAUGCCAUUGCUCUGAUGGAUUGCCGUGGAAAUGAUUUCAGAUACGACUUAUGCAAGGAAUUAGAAUGUAUAUACCGGUCUUUGGAUACCACUGGACUGGAACGAUACCCAUACAUAUUAUAAAAGAUCACAAAAAAAGCAGCGAGAGGAGAUGGAAGACUAUGAUACCCCUUUUAUUUACUAUUAUAUAAACCAAAAAAAGCAGUGAACGGAGAUGGACUUUCCAGUAUAUAAAUUAGUGUGAAUAUUUCAAUAUAAUUUUUAAAUCAAUUAUCAAUAUGAUAUCAGAUGAUAGAAGCCACUG
Aspergillus wentii DTO 134E9 is the source of this 1529-nucleotide messenger RNA. RefSeq names its product sterol desaturase family protein. The transcript has a single exon. Gene Ontology annotation, biological process: ergosterol biosynthetic process. Gene Ontology annotation, molecular function: C-4 methylsterol oxidase activity; iron ion binding. The record is from RefSeq and is a predicted model, not a curated record. The coding region runs from base 207 to 1241 and encodes 344 amino acids. NCBI's taxonomy places the organism in Eukaryota, Fungi, Ascomycota, Eurotiomycetes, Eurotiales, Aspergillaceae.